CGGGGUCUCAUCAACAAAGGCAAUUUCUGCUUCGCCAAUGCUAUCAUGCAGGUCCUCGUCUUCUGCGCUCCCUUCUACAACCUUUUCACAAAGGUUGGAGAUGAGAUCAGCGCCGACUUUGCCAAUGCCACACCUUUGAUGGAGGCCGUGGUACACUUUCUGAGGGAGUUCCAUCUUGCGGAGCGGCCCAGAGGUGGGAGGACAGGAGCCAGCGAAUUGGCACCGAAUCCGCAAUUGAGUGAGCCUCUGGUGCCAGAGUACGUGUACGAGGCAAUGAAGCUCAACAAGCGCUUCGACCUCAUGAGACGCGGUCACCAAGAAGAUGCUGAAGAAUUCCUCGGCUUCUUCCUCGAUACUCUACACGAAGAGCUCUUGUCUGCCAUUCAACGGUCCAAUGCACGUGUAGCUGCUAUGCAGAAGAAGAGCGGUGCAGAGGAGCGAGAGGUGCAACGCCCAGCCUCGCCCAGUGAGGAAGGAUGGAUGGAAGUUGGACAAAAGGGCAAGACUGCCUUUACCCGGACGACGUCCAAUGCCGAGUCUCCCAUCACUCGUAUGUUCGGCGGCAAGCUGCGUUCCGUCCUCCGUACGCCAGGAGCAAAAGACAGUGUCACUCUGGAGCCGUACCAGCCGCUGCAGCUUGACAUCCAGCCGUCUCACGUGCACACCAUCGAAGAUGCUCUGCUCAACUUGACGGUUCCCGAAACGAUUCCUGGCGUCUACUCGCCAGCAAGAGGCGGACUGGUCGAUGCCACGAAGCAAGUCUUUAUCGAGCGUACUCCACCCAUCCUAGUCCUCCAUCUCAAACGAUUCUUGUACGAUGAAGUCGGAGGUGUGCAGAAGAACGUCAAGGAGGUAGGGUACACAGACACACUGGACAUCGGAGGGGAGAUGGUCUCACCUACCAGGAGAGCCGAGGGCCCCACCAGGUAUCGCCUCUUUGGCGUCGUCUACCACCAUGGAAGGUACGCAUCGGGAGGACACUACACCGUCGAUGUCCUGCGGCAGGACGGCAGUGGCUGGAUCCACUUUGACGACACCACCUUUGGGCCCGUCGCCUCGGAGCACGUAGGCAGGAAGGCGGGGCAACCACUGAGGGGCAAUGGAGGUCAUGAUGGAUUGGCUUACCUGCUCUUCUAUAAGAGA
Molecule: messenger RNA, 1143 nt
Organism: Microstroma glucosiphilum
Lineage: Eukaryota; Fungi; Basidiomycota; Exobasidiomycetes; Microstromatales; Microstromataceae
Product: cysteine proteinase
Exons: 2
Biological process (GO): protein deubiquitination
Cellular component (GO): nucleus; cytosol
Molecular function (GO): cysteine-type deubiquitinase activity; cysteine-type endopeptidase activity
Source: RefSeq, a predicted model, not a curated record